GGGCGGCGGCCGAGAGGCGCCUCCUCCCUCCCUCCCUCCCGCGGCAUGGCGAGCCCGGCGGCCUGUCCGGCAGCGCUGGCGGGGGCGGGCGGCGGCGGCGAGGGGCAGGCCGGGGCCGGGGCCGGGGCCGGGCGCGGCUCCCCUCAGGCGGGCGGGCGGCGGCGGCGGCGCCUCUCCUCCUCCUGCUCUUCCUCCUCCUCCUCCUCCUCCUCCUCGUCGCCUUCGCGCCCGGAGGCGGCCUCGGGGGGCGUCCUGGGGGCGUCGCUGGAGUCCUUCUCCCACCUGCCCUCCGGCGGGCCCAGCAGCUCCGAGGACCUCCCCAGCGACUCCGAGGCGGCGGCGGGGUCUGGGCCGGGCUCCGGGGCCGCCGCCGCCGCCUCGCCGUCGCCGGGCCCCGCGCCGGCCGCCAAGGAGCGCUUCCCCGGGCAGUCGGUCUACCACCUCAAGUGGGUGCGCUGGAAGGAGGCGAACACGCCCGUCGUCACGCAGAACGAGAACGGGCCCUGCCCGCUGCUGGCCAUCAUGAACGUCCUGCUGCUGGCCUGGAAGGUGAAGCUGCCACCAAUGAUGGAAAUCAUAACCGCUGAACAGUUGAUGGAAUACUUAGGAGAUUAUAUCCUUGAUGCAAAACCAAAAGAGAUUUCUGAAAUACAGCGUCUAAACUAUGAGCAGAAUAUGAGUGACGCAAUGGCAAUCUUGCAUAAGCUCCAGACCGGUCUGGAUGUAAAUGUGAAGUUCACUGGUGUGCGGGUCUUUGAAUACACACCUGAGUGCAUCGUGUUUGACCUCCUCGAUAUUCCGCUGUACCAUGGGUGGCUAGUGGACCCUCAGAUUGCUGACAUUGUGAAAGCAGUUGGCAACUGCAGCUACAAUCAGCUAGUGGAGAAAAUAAUAUGUUGUAAGCAGUCGGACAACAGUGAGCUGGUUGACGAAGGUUCUGUUGCAGAGCAGUUUCUAAACAACACAGCCACUCAGUUGACCUACCACGGAUUAUGUGAGUUAACUUCCACAGUUCAAGAAGGAGAACUAUGUGUGUUCUUUAGAAACAACCACUUUAGCACCAUGACCAAACAUAAGGGUCAGCUUUACCUUUUGGUGACAGAUCAGGGUUUCCUUACAGAAGAGAAAGUUGUUUGGGAAAGUUUACACAAUGUGGACGGGGAUGGAAAUUUCUGUGACUCUGAAUUCCACCUGCGACCUCCGUCGGAUCCAGUGGCCGUGUACAGGGGGCAGCAGGAUCAGAUCGACCAGGACUACCUGAUGGCACUGUCUUUGCAACAAGAGCAGCAAAGCCAAGACAUUAAUUGGGAGCAGUUCCCAGAAGGAAUCAGUGACCUUGAACUGGCCAAGAAGCUCCAGGAAGAGGAGGACAGGCGGGCCUCUCAGUACUACCAAGAACAAGAGCAAGCGGCGGUCGCUGCAGCAGCUCAACUCCAGCAGGUGCAGGGAGCCGCCUCUCCAGCGAUGGGAAGACAAUCUGGGGGCAGUGAACGGAAGCGUAAAGAACCUCGGGAGAAGGAGAAAGAGAGAGAGAAAGAGAAGAACAGUUGUGCAAUUCUAUAACAGCAGGUGGAUUUUGCCUGGACCCAGUCACAGAUCCUCGGAUCCGAAGGACGCCAAGCCCCACGUGCCGCCUGUGCCUGCCAGCCCUUGAAGGCCGUCGCCCGCACAUUGUCUUUCCCUGGGAGUCGGAUGUGGCUGUCUGUGCUUCUGAAGCACUGGAACAAAACUUAACUGCGCCUUUGUAGAUGAGCCCCCCAGGUUUUGCAGUGCAGGGACAUGAGCCAUUCGCUAGCGACCUUUCCUUCGUCUCGGAGAUUACAGGAGGCAGCAAUGGGUUUCCACCGUGGGCUUCUGCGCGAGGCCUGCACAUCAGCACAAAAGAACCAGCCACCGUUGAAGCCUCUGGGCACUGUGCAGUCUGUGGUCCGCUAAUGUGCUCUCCUGGUGGGCUGGCGUCCCCCCUCAGCUGUCUUCAGCCCAGGCUUGUCUUGUGUUGGCGUAUAUGACGGAGAGUUAAGUGUCGUGAAGUGAAAGCAGCAAGAAAAACUGUGGCUCUUGGACCUUUGGGGGGGGGGGUGUCCAAACCCCACCAACUGUAUCUGGCCUUUUCCGCUUGUACAUAAGCAAGGCCAGAGCUGCUCCGUUAUUUAUUGACCUCUGCAGAGGAGAAGCUGGUAUGCCUCAAUCCCGUGUUACUUGCCUUUUCUCCAGAAGUACCUUGGAUGAGUCACAGGAAUUGAGGGGGGGGCGGUGCUUGUAUGCCUUAUUAAGUGUACUGUAGAUAGAUAAUCUGUACCAUACCUGUGCAUCUCGAAAGCACACUUCCAGAGAGUGUGACAAACCACUACACUCUGGGGCUGUGAACCCAAUGCUGUUUGGGGGGGAUCCCAUGGAGUUUUCUGGGACUUGACUUGCUUGUAUAUCCAAGAUGACUCCUUAGGAAGAUGCAGCUUGUGGCAGUAGAGUGGAAUGAAACAAACAGGCAACAUCCCACAGUAUGUCUAGGCUUUAAGGGUGGAGUUUUGUCAAGAGGGAGGGUGUGUACGCACCAGCACACAAACACACACCAGUCCUCCUCAAGAGAGGCGAGGGCCUUGUUCAACCUGUUGGUCAUUUUUGUAUCUCAGGGUCUAGAUACCCUACAAAUUGCUGGGCUGCUCAGGAUCUGUUCGGUACACAAGCCUUGAGCCCUGGCAAACAGUCUUGCUUCUUGGAUGGCGGUGAUGACGUGAUGGUAAUUGAAAAGCAAUCAUGUUAGGACAAAUUCUUGCUGAAGCUAAUUUACCCCUCUGGGAGCAGAGUCUGGCUAAAACAGCCAGUUUCUAAUGACCCUAUUUUGCUCCUCAGUCCUAAAGUUUUCUGGAAUUAGGAGACGGGAAGGCUGUUCUCAGCAGAGGUACCUGCCCCAGACAUUAAUUUUCCUGAUACGUUUAGUCAGACUGUGACUAAACCUGCCUUGUUUAAAUUUAGAGGCAUAAAAAAAACCUCCACUUGCCUUCGGACACUAGCCUGGAAAAUAAAAACGUCUCUCAAAUGUUUAUCAAAUGGGGAACAAACAUAGCAGCUUUACUCGGAACAGAAACAAUUUACUUUGUAUCAUGUUGAACUUUAAAUAUGUAAAGAGUAUCUCUUAAACUUUUCCAAUUAUCAUCUUCCUCAUCCCCAUUUCAGAAAAGCGCAUUCCUCCCUUAAUCUUUUUACACGUAAGCUAGCACGAAGCUGUUAUCAAAACUUCCUGGUAGAACCACCAUUACAAAUGUGUGUUUGUAUGUCAGUGGGAGCCCAUGUGCCACUUCCAGCCUGCUUUUUAGAUGUGCAUUACUUGGCUGCCUGCAGCAUGCAAGGUGAGUGUGGAAAGAACACAGUCAGGUUCCUUCUCGGCUAAGUGACCAAAAAUGCUAGGGUAGUUUCAGUGCAUCUGGUCUUUGGGGUUUCUAGAGCACCCCCAGUCUCAAGACAGAACCCCUUGUAGGACUGUUGCAGAACUCUUGGGUGUGGCUGGCAGGUAUCGUGGUGCUCUGAGCACCACUUCAGACGCACAGGAAGGGCUACCUUGAAGUCAGAACAGGUGGAGUAUGACCGGGCAACUGGUAAUCCUGUGGCACCCACCUAGAAGCUCUUGAAGUGUGGGUAGGUGGGGCAGAGAGAAUGGGUCCCAGCAGCCUGUAAUGGUGCAGGAGGCUGCUGUUGUAUAGGGCUGGAGCCAAAAUCUCUUAACUCUUCCAGGGGGUUAGAGCCACUGCUGUGGGGUUCCUCCUUUUUCCUUUCCUAUAGGACUCGAGCACAUUUUGCUCUGGCGUAGAUGUAGGCAACGUGGAAAAGUAACACAACUGCUGCCCCUUUUUAGGAAUCUUGCUUCUCUCUGACAUUUUGUUACACAAUGAGGCCCAACGGUUUUUUUUUUGCACAAAUGCAUUACUUCUGUAAGACUUAAUGAUGUGCACGGGGGGGGGGGGGUGUUAAGAUGCCAGAAGAGAGGCCUUGUUUCCCGAGGGCCCUUAUCCCGCCCCCCUUAUCAGCAGAAGCUCCCUUGCUGUGGCAACGUGACAUGUACAGUCUGACAACUCAAGUAACUUUACCACUUAAGCAGCACUGCCAAAUACUUUUUAUAAUUUUAUAAAACAGCACUUAUGCGUGUAAGAUGUAGCUUUUUAAAAAAAACUUGACCUGCUAGCUGUCCUUGAGCACACACUUUAGCAGUCAAGCUUCUCGGUUGUGGUGGACGAACACCGGGCAGUGGCAUGGAUCCUUCCUCUCCUGCCAAGAGGGAAGGCGAGGCAGGAGCAGCCUUGCAUGCAGUAUUCAGGCACGCCCCCCAGCUGCCUGCAGUCUCUCUCCUCAUCCUCUGGACCGGUGUCAGCCCUUCACUGCCACUUGCUUUCAGUCCGGCUGGCGGCGCAGGGCAGCUUUUGUGCAAUCCAAGGGGGAGCCAGUUCAGGGGGGGUGUGAUCCAGUGAGCCACAGACCUGGCUCCUGCAGAAAUUUGUUCCUGUGGGUCAGUAGAUCCUCAGACAGCAAGGGGGGGGCAGGCAAAGUAGGGGUCUGCCACGGGAAGGGAAAUCAUGGCCUCCUCAUCCAAAGAGUCUUUGAGUGUUGAAUAGUGGUUGGAUACAUACCAGCAUUACUUCCUGGAUUUCGUGUCUCUGCAGAGCCCAAAUCGCAGAUCAGCCACACGCUAGCUUUCUGUAGGCCAGGUACUUCUGCAUGGGUUACACUGUGAUCAGCAACUGGCUGUUUUUUGUUGAUGUCUUGAUAUAAAUGUUGCCAUUCUCAAGUUUUCUGUUUUUUUAUAUUUAUAAUUUUUAACAGUUUCAAAGUGACCAUGUAAUAAAAAAACGAUUCAACUUU
This is a messenger RNA of Eublepharis macularius, 4851 nucleotides long. RefSeq names its product MINDY lysine 48 deubiquitinase 2 (gene MINDY2). Gene Ontology annotation, molecular function: K48-linked deubiquitinase activity; cysteine-type deubiquitinase activity; cysteine-type carboxypeptidase activity. Bases 46 to 1563 code for a protein of 505 amino acids. Gene Ontology annotation, biological process: protein K48-linked deubiquitination. The record is from RefSeq and is a predicted model, not a curated record. The transcript is spliced from 9 exons. Gene Ontology annotation, cellular component: cytosol; cell periphery. NCBI's taxonomy places the organism in Eukaryota, Metazoa, Chordata, Lepidosauria, Squamata, Eublepharidae.